This is a messenger RNA of Schistosoma curassoni, 1232 nucleotides long. Lineage: Eukaryota; Metazoa; Platyhelminthes; Trematoda; Strigeidida; Schistosomatidae. The record is from the annotation of a GenBank genome assembly.
AGUACCUGCUUGGACUCCGACCACGCCCUAAUACGGGCACGCAUCUGCUUGCGCCUCACUGGACGCAAAAAAGCCACAGUAAAAAGACCCAUUAGAACUGAGUUGAGUAACGAGAAAACCAAAAGUAGGUUCCAGGAACAACUGAGGUCACACUUAGUUAGUUCUGAAGACGAGGCUGACCCAGAUGUUGCUUGGAAAGAUAUACAAACAGCUGUGGAAACAGCAGUUACAUCUAUCAGUGAUUUAAACCACAGGGUUACAAAGAAGCAAUGGAUUUCCUCUAGGUCUAUUGCAUUGAUGGAUUCUCGUAAACUCAUCCCAUCAGGCUCUGAACACGAUGAAGAGCGACAACAAAUCAGAUCUAGGUUAAGCAAAAGUCUAAGGAACGACCGUGAGCAGUGAUGGGCAACGAAAGCAAAAGAGAUGGAAAAGGCGGCGACUAUAGGGAACACAAGACAGCUUUACAGACUAAUAAAAGAAACUGGAAUUAAUAAGUCAAGUGUAAGUGAGAUUAAAUCGGAAAAAGACGAUACACUCAUCUGCUCCCAGUCCAGACGUUUAGAACGAUGGGCGGAACAUUUCAGAGAACAGUUCAACUGGCCUUCAACUACUCUACAACUACCCACCAUUCCCAGACAGUGUGAAUGGAACAUUGAAGUAGGUCCUCCAACUCUUGCUGAAGUUCAAAAGGCUAUAGUUAAUCUAAAACGAGGAAGGGCAGCUGGUCCAGAUGAACUGGCUCCAGAGGUCUUUAAGGAUGGUGGGCCAAUUUUGGCGAUUAGGUUGGCUAAUAUUUUAGCCAAGAUCUGGGAGUUAGAUGUUAUUCCAUCUGACUGUUCACAAUCACUUAUCGUCCCAAUAUAUAAGAAAGGGUCAAAAUCAUCCUGUGAUAACCACAGAGGGAUUAGUCUAACUAAUAUAAUAUCUAAAAUACUAGCCUCGAUAAUUAUCAGACGCCUAACUAAGACUCGUGAACUGCAAACACGAGGGAACCAAGCUGGCUUUAGACCUGGUCGUGGCUGCGCCGACCACAUAUUCACCAUUCGUCAGGUUCUAGAACAUAGGCAUACUUAUCGGCGUCCGACAAUGGUGGUCUUUCUCGACUUAAAAGCAGCAUUUGACUCUGUAGACCGCGAGAUUCUGUGACAGUGCCUAUCGUUAAAAGGCGAUUCUUAGAUGUACAUAAGCCUUGUGAAGAUUCUUCACUUGAACACUACUAGUCGAGUCAGAGC